AUGAUUAUUACUGAUUUAUUUUUUGACAUCUUGACCUUUUAUUUAUUUAUUUUUUUAAAAAAAAAAUCGGUAUUACUUACCGUCUUCAGAAAUCCUCCAGAACUUAAACAAUGGUGCCUUGAUGACUUUGAGAUUGGUAAAGCAUUAGGAAAAGGCAAAUUUGGACAUGUCUUUUUGGCUAGAGAAAAACGAAGUGGAUACAUUGUUGCUCUCAAAGUCUUGUACAAAAAAGAAUUGGCGAAAAAUGGAGUUGAAAAACAGUUACAGCGAGAGGUUGAAAUUCAGAGUACACUGAGGCACCCUAAUAUAUUACGUCUUUAUGGUUACUUUCAUGAUGAAACCCGAGCAUUUUUAAUUCUUGAGCUGGCGGCAAAGGGUGAAUUAUACAAAGAACUCCAACGUCAGACAAUGUUCCCCGAAGCUGUUGCAUCAAAGUACAUAUCUCAAAUGGCCAACGCUUUAAUAUACUUGCACAGCAAGCGAAUUAUACACAGGGAUAUAAAACCUGAAAACCUAAUGCUCGGUAUCAAGGGUGAAUUAAAGAUGGGUGAUUUUGGGUGGUCUGUAAAAACUGGAGUAACCGAAUCGCGUCGAAGUACAUUAUGCGGUACAUUAGACUAUCUUCCACCAGAAAUGGUAGAAGGUCGUAGCCAUAAUGAGAAUGUUGAUCUCUGGUCGCUUGGGAUCUUGCUAUAUGAAAUGAUCUGCGGGAAACCACCUUUUGAAGACGAGCAGAGCCACGAUGUGACCUACCGGCGGAUUGUAAAGGUAGAUAUACAGAUGCCAGCCUUUGUUAGCAAAGAUGCCGCCGAUUUGAUCAAAAGGUUGCUACAGUACAAGCCUUCAGAUCGACUACCACUUAGGCAAAUACCUAACCAUCCAUUUAUCACCAAAUAUGCACGGCCAACCAAGCCAAAAGAACAGUAUCACAGCUGA
Phycomyces blakesleeanus NRRL 1555(-) is the source of this 936-nucleotide messenger RNA. RefSeq names its product Serine/threonine-protein kinase ark1 (gene ARK1). Gene Ontology annotation, molecular function: protein kinase activity; ATP binding. The transcript is spliced from 5 exons. Lineage: Eukaryota; Fungi; Mucoromycota; Mucoromycetes; Mucorales; Phycomycetaceae. The record is from RefSeq and is a predicted model, not a curated record. Bases 1 to 936 code for a protein of 311 amino acids. Gene Ontology annotation, cellular component: spindle midzone; spindle microtubule; chromosome passenger complex. Gene Ontology annotation, biological process: protein phosphorylation; regulation of cytokinesis; mitotic spindle organization.